AGGCCCUCUUUGAAAAGGUUGUCGUUGUACAUCUACAUUAGUCGUUGUGUGCAAAUAAAGAAGCAGAUGCAUUUAGAAGAGCCCGGCCCUAAUCUUCCUCUACACACAGCGUACCGACGUGAAGUUACUUUGUUCGUUUGGGCGUUAAGUGGAGAUUGGGUUUGCAUUACACAAUGUUGGUAACCGGCAUGUAAGAUUGCAACGAACUUUCGGAAUCAGACACUCGAUGUUCUUCCAGCAAUCAUAAUGAAGGGGUGCUGAAGCUGCGGCGAUUUGUGCCAGAUUCUGUUGCCGCGAGCGGGCUCUGCGGGGCUGAUCGGCGUUGGCGGGAUCUUCUGGGUCCGUGUGCCGUGGCGGCGCCGGCCCGUGGGGCCGCGGUGAAGUACAUGAGUUCAUGCCUCCAAGACCCGUACGGCUAAGGAUCCACUCCACACUGCACGAGGCCGGACUCAGAGUAAGUAGACACAACCCGGCCGCCCGCAAAGUUAUACCCCGAUCGAUUAACAGGAACACCACGCCCGUGCCGUUCGUUGGCCGGAGACCAGAGCCGCUUCGGGUUUGACGAGUCGCGGUGUCUUUUCGCAGCCGCGGGGCAGUGCCUCACGACCAGGAGACCGCGGCGGCAAGCGGAUCAAGUUGCCGGACCACACGCGUUGUAUCCCAGUCAACAGUUCAACCACGUGUAGGCGCUUUGGCCAAGUUUAGCCAAGAACGCACGAAAACGUCUUUCUACUUAUCCUGCGCGGAAGUAACACAGCGGGCUGACGUCGAAACAAUCGAAGCCGGGGUGGUGGGAUCGCCAUCCUUGCGGCAAGUGAAGAACCCGCUUGCCGGCGCAGCUGCUGGCCCGCGCAGCCUUUGACAGCACGACCAAGCACUUUGCCUGCGACCGCGACACCGAGGUAAGCAGGCCCUUUUCGGCCGUGUCUCGUCCCUCCGCAGGAACUAUUGUCCAUGCGCAGAUUCUUCGGAAUGGGGGGCGGCGCGAGUAAGAGCAAGAAACAAGAGGCGGUCGCCGCCGGGGCCGCGCCGGAGCCCGCGGCGGCGCAGCUGCAGGAUCCCGAGGACAAAUACGAGCCAACGCGGGCCGACAAGGGUAUCACCGGAAAAGGAGGUCAGUGACAGUGCAGUGGAAAUUUUUCAGAUUGUUAUUGGACAGGGAGGACACGAUGAUAGAUAGAUGCAGCGCUUGUUGUGUCAACACAGGCAGGAGCUAUGUGCUUGCAUUUCAGGGCACAAAGGCUCGGAGCAUUUUGUGCUCUCAGCCUGUGCUGCAUUGUUGUACAUCAUGAGGUUCCUCCUUGCUCUAGGAUUCCUGAGGAAUUGUUGCAAUUGCGCCGAACAGAAACAACCUGCGAAAAAAAACCUCUCGUGUCAUGCAAAGAAAAACUGUCACUAAUAGACUUUCUUCCCUCGAUCAUGGAACUCAGCAAAAAGAUAAGCGUAUCAAUUGACAAAAGCCAAGCUCCGCGUCGCCUCGAACAUACAGCGCUUUCAUGAAAUGAUCGGGAGAAUUAUGUACGAAAAAGAAACUUGAUUCUUUAUCAGCAUUCGUCUCUACUGGGCUGCACACCUGAUUACACUUUUGAAGAAACUCGCCCCCCGGAUAAUUUGAAGGCCGCCAACGGUUAUUUCAGCGCAAUUUCUAUCUAGCUUCCACAGCAGAUGCGACUCAGCUAGGAAUUCAGGUUUUGUGGGUUCGUUGUGCGGCGGGGGCACGGUUUUCCUCAUUGACACUGCCCCACGACAGCUGCACAAAACGGGGCCAGCGGAGGGAUCGCGAAUGCGGCCAGUGCUCUGGGUGAAAGUGGCGGGUAUCGAGAUAACAGCGAAGCAGUCGACGUCAUUAUCCAGAAGAAAAAAGCCAGAACCAGAAGUAGGAUCGACGCUGGAUAAUAACUUAUGCAGCACAGGUUUAACGCGAUUCCAUUUCCAUACGAGGAAAAACUUUUCAUUUUGUAAACUCGAGCAGCGGCUUUUUCGCAAGCAAGAUGGAUAGGUAGCAUUGCACUUGCUGCAAUGGAAGCGAUGUCGUCAGCGAAAAUAAGGGGAGAUGUAGAAGUUUUCGCCAAUUUGGCGAAAACUUCUACAUCUCCAAAAAAAAAUCGAAGUCGUGCCUUUUUGGAGCACCUUGACAUUUUUUUUCCUGGGAUGAUGAGCUCACGACAAGAGCAGGAGAACAGCGAGGAAACGGAGGAAGACAUGCUGGAAAACAUUUUGAAAGAAAAGGUGCAGAAAACAUUUUUUCACUUUGAUUUUUUUGCGAUUAGUACGCUUCUUGAUGUCGCAAAAAUGUAGUCGUACUUUUUGUUUCUUAUGCUGAUGAAACACGGCCAGAAAUUCACGGAUUCAACAUUGCGAAUUGAUUUGAUCACUAGUCAAGUAGGCACUUACUAAUGGCGCUGCUCAACUUCUUCUUCAGAUAUCGCAGCAGCAGCCGCGGCCACGGUCAAACCGCUCGAACAUAACGAACAACUCCAAAACCAGUCCCGUAGAGGACCAGCUCCUGCCCGGGUCGUUGAUAUGGCUUGGAAAAGUUAGAUGUCGUACUUGUGUAGGGACGAGAUGAAACUGUUGCAUAUAAGGAUCACAGAUGAAAACUGGCGCAGCUUGUCAUGCGAAAUCAGUAGACACAAGUAGUAUUUAUUGUCACAGAGUAGUUGUACUUUUGCAAUUGCCUUUGCCCUGCGAGUGCGAUACGACCUUUGCGUACCAUACCUGACGUCAAACAACAACAAAUCACCGCUGCAGAUUAUCCAAGAAAAGAAAUGCGCAAGUGGAAAUCCAAAACUAUAUCUGUGUAGGGAUAACAGAUAGUACAUGCUGGGCUGCAUUUCAUUUGCAGGUUGUUUGCAAGCCGCGUGCAGAAGUAGUUAUUUCCACAAGAGUUCUUGUACGGUCCGGUAGUACAAGAACUCGCGUAGACAUAAACAGAUUGUAUCUACACAUGGCAUGAUGUUCUUUGCUGGCAUGCCAGACGGCAACAACAUUCCGCGCGCCGGCCCAAAAAAGUUGUACGUCACCAAAGACGGCACUUUUUUUCUUGGACACAGGUGAAUUCGCACAACACCCCCGCAUCGAGCAGCACGCGACCCGCCCGAUUUUCCGCCUCGGUGGAGCCCACGGCGAAUUUAUCAUGCGGAUGAAAAUUGCCUAGGACCUCGUGUGGAAACGAGUUUUAAUAUUCGCGAACUAGUUGGAACAGUUGCGUACGGAUCUCGUCAGAAGUUAGCGCACCAUGUAUCAUUCUAUCAGUUCGCUGUACUAUUAAUGGCACUCAUGACCGCCUGCUUGCUCGCUGACAGAUGAGGAAGACUACUUUUUGCCUUUUUGUUGACGUGCAGGUCAUGUCCAGGUCGAAAAUUAUGCAAGGGAGUUUUUCUCACCACACGGACACGACUGACAGUCCGGGCAAUUUUCGUAAGAACACAGGCGGUACGCGAAAGGGAACAACAGUAGCAGCUCCGGCAGGUCACCGCAAGCUUCGCCGACCGCGGCGUCCGGCACGCACGCCGCGCCGUCACCGACCUUUGGCGGUUCCUCCACCAGCACGGGGGGCGGGAAGGGGGACCUACUGCGGCGGGCCGCGGGGGGCAACAGCAACCAGGACGAUUUUAUGUGUUGCAAGACCAUUUACAAGGAGCUAGUCGUGGUUGGUGUAAGAGUGAGCGCAGCACGUCGGCGAGUAAAAAAAGCUGCAAAGUGUCGUUUUGGCGUACGGUAAGAAUUACGGUUGCAUGAGUAAAAGAGAUCGAUGCUAGGCAAAAUAAAUCUUCAAACUACACUAGGAGAACCCCGGACGGCGCAAGCAACUUGCGGAAGUACCGGAGGUUCUUGACGAGUGUAACUAUGGCGCUACAGUGUGCAUAUUUAAAAAUAAAAAUACAUCACCACGACGAGCCAGCAAUGUUUGCACUGCAUACCCGCCGUCGCACUUGUCAUUGCGGGCUUCGUUCCCCAGGGAGAUAAUCAAAUCGCCGCUAGAAAAAACGAUGUGGUGACGGUUCUGGACACCAGUCACGCGGAGGAGUAUGGCUGGAUUUGGUGCGAAUCCAACGAAGGGGCGCAGGGAUGGCUCCCCAGCAGUUGCUUGGAUCUCAACUACAAACAGACCAGCAGCCCAGAAAUAGGCAUUGCAAACAUGUCUGGGUCUGGAAGAUUGCAGCGGUUUUUUAUGCAGAUUUUCCAGGUUUUUGGACGGUCGAAAGUUGGCAUCAUGUUGACCAAGACAGAUUUGCAAUGCAUACGAAAAUGGCGGAAUCAAUAACCAAAUGGUGCCCUCGCGACGGAGCAGCAUGAACUCUGCACACUCGUCGCAGGAGGAGGAUCCCCUGGCGCAGUGGAACGAAAAGCUUGCCGAGACCUUCGUGCUGCAUUGUAUUUUCGUAUCUAAUUAUCAGUGCCAAAGAAGGAGCUUUGCAUCUAUAAAAUUUCUACCUCGAUCGUUGUGACGCUAAAAAUUAUUAAGUAGUGGAUUUUGUUUUUCUUUGUUGCAAGAAAGACACCUAAAAAAAUCCCCUCUCAGCCAUGCGCAAUCUUGUCCGGUUAGUGCAGUACGUGGUGAACUUACUGAACCCCUACGGCGCUGCCACCAGUCUCCACAUCGCGUGUUGGCGCGGGUCCAUAGACGCGGUCGAGGUGAUGAUAGAGGCCGACCCGGACCUGAUAAAGCGGCUGCACGCCACCGCGGGGCAACUGACGCCGCUCCACGUGGCCACGAUUUGCAACUACCCUGAAGUAGUGCAGUUUCUGCUGGACGCGAAGGCCAAUUGCAACAUCCCCACGGUACACGAGUUGUCGCCCCUGCACCUCGCCGCGAGCGCCAACAGCGAGCUGGUGGAAAUUCUGGUGCAGAGCCGCGCAAACGUCGACGCCGAGGAUGCCGACGGCAACACGCCGCUCAUUUUCGCGUGCUGCUACCACCAGGUAAAAGAAAUGCUAUAACAUCAGUAGUCUUCGCAUGACACAGUGGCUUUGGCGUCCGAGUUGCGCAAUACAGAUUUUAGACUACCGUUCGCCAUACACACAGCUUUUUUCCAAACCUCCCAGGUCCAGACAAUCGAGUACCUUGUCGAGAAGCAGGCGGACGCUAUCCAAGGAAAAGAAUGUUUCACUGUGAACUUGGGAUGCAGAGGAUGCAACACAGAAGCGGUUGUUUUGCUACAAAUGCAAGACAGUAAGUUUUUUUAGAUCCUGUGUUUUUGUUUUUCCCAUAGGAAGCAUGCAUAGUGAGACAGUUUUUUCAUACGAUAGACUCGCUAUCCGGUGCAAAAACCUUGGCCGCUACGUCACACUUGUUGUGCAUCGAAUGUGCAUAAUGCCCAGAACUACGUGUCUCGUGCGCCGUCCGCACGACGGAGACGAAGAAAGGCAUUUGGUGCUGUUGCGGUUUCGGAAAAAUUUGUCGUGCGUUGACGUGGAUAAGAUAGUGUAGUGAUGCCGAUGCGGCUACGUCACAACUGGCAGCAACCACAACGACACUGCAGACAGGAACUUUUGAUCAUGCGUGACUUACUCACAAUACACACAGAACAACUUGCACUUGAGCUUGUGGAUUUGUAUAGCACAAUUCACCCCAUCGUGUAGCUGUGUGGCGCCUUUUACCGACCACGGUUUUGCACAGGAUGCGCGCGGAAGUGCAACCGUUGGGACGUGAGUCCCUGCCACCUCGCUGGUGCGUAUGCGGAGCUGGACGGUGCGCUUUACGCCCUGCAGCUGCUCUGCUCCGUUGGCGCAGACCCGUGGGUGAAAGACGCCGGAAACCUGACGCCGAUACAGACCGUGCGCCGCGUUCUGCAAGCGAAGAAAAGCAAGAGCAGCGGGGUGGCGGAGCUUGACCCCGUUAUGGAAUUUCUUGACCAAUUCACCUCGGUGACGAAACUCAAGCCCGCGGCCCGACAGGCGUAUCGUGCUGAAAAGUACUUACAUCCCAUCCGCACCACAGAAAAAGAUGACUUUUGUCAUACUGUUUUUCGUUCAAAGAGUUGUGAGAUUGUAAUGCGGACUAGGAGGUUCACAAAGAUCAACGUCGUGGUGCCCAAGUUGUUUUUCAUGCUGCGCAGUCAGCAGUGGUUUCCUUUUGGUUUUCGGUUACACAACAAGAAAACCGCAUGCCAAAUAUUAAUAUUUUUGAAUAUGAUGCGGGUGUGCGUUACUUCUGUUCUCCUGGAUACGUCGGUCCUGAAGAAAAGAAGAAAGGAGCGGGAGAUGAAAGAAGCCAAGGAUCAGGAAACACCCCGGGCAAACCAGAACAAGCGCAAGUCGGACGCGUUUAUUAUGUAUGCAUUGCAAGAAUGAAUAUAUAGUCUGGGUGUUUUGGAUCUCUAAUGGUGCCAUUCAGACCUUGCAUCAGCCGGCAUGUCCGUGAUGGUCUUGCAGUGGCAUCUUCACGGCUCCUUUCAUCAGGAGAAGAGGACGCGCUGAUGUUGCCUGUCCAGCAUGAGAAAUGCACUGUCCGCUGCUCCUCAUGCAACACAGAUUUUUGUAUGAUCCAGGUCCAGGGGAAUCACAGGGGAAGCAGCUCCCGAAUCACAUUCAAUUCGCUUUGUUCUUCUAGAACGCCAGACCUAAAUUUGCGAUGCAUAUCCUGGAAGAAGCCGAAACGCCCCGGGAAGAGGACGAAGAGAAGAAGCAGGCGGCGGUGAAGGUAUUCCUGCGGAUAGAAAUGUUCUUUUUCUUUUCUGCGUCAAACACUCUGGAGCUUUUGCUUUUCUUGCGAGGUUUCGCACAGUGCAUCAGAAUGAAGCCUCGAAGAUCUUAACUCGCCAUUUUCUUAGACUUAUGCAUCGGAUGUAGUGUGAGUACAACAGAUGCACACACACAAACAAACCUUGAUGUAAGAUAAGGAACGAUUAUCAGGCUUCCACAAUCGCCGCCGAGCUGCAGCAAGAGAAUCAGAAACUCUCGAACGAUAACCGCGAGCUGAAGCGACAAUUGGAAAAAGUGCAGGCGGAGUUGAAAUCUGCGGAGACCACCGCGAAGGCGAACAAGGAACUGGCGUCCCAAGUGUCGCAGCAGCGCCGGGACCAGGAGCGGGAGUUUCAGAAUAAGCAGAACGAACAGGACAAAACUAUGCACCGCAAACGCACUAUUGGCGAACUCGUAAAUCGCAAUACUGACUGAGAAAUUGCAGUACUAUAUGAGCAACCACGCUCUCUAUGUGAAUUUGUGCAUCAAUACAAAUUCCGUUUUUCCUUUCGGGAAAAUUGAUCUUGCGACUUGUUCAGCUAGUACGCUACCUUUGCAGUGAAUAAAAGCGCAGCAGCAGCAAAUCAAGAAACUGGAGCAGCAACUGCAGGAAAAGGAUGAUCAGUGGAAGAAAAAACUAGAAGACGAAAAGGAGCGACUGAAGAAGCUAAACGAAGAAAUCACGGAGCAACUGGUGAAAAAAUCGGAGCAGAAGUCCUCUGGCGACGUGGCCGCCCUGACCUAUCACACAGAAAAAAACUGGCAGGUCAUAUUUGUAAUGCAAAAAUAAAUAGACAAAAUACAAAUAGAAAAAAUUUGUAUUGUGUAUCCUAACGAGCAUGUUAUGAGGCCGCCCAUGACAGAUUUUUCUUCGUAUUUAUUUUUGCAUUACAAAUAUGCCCUGCCAGCUUUUUUCUGUGGGAUAUGACCGUGAAGCUGCAAACCAUCGAAAACGACCUGAAGUCUAUGGAAGGAAAAAAGUGUGCUAGUAGUGUAAGUUUAUUGUUGUUGGAGGAACAGUAAGAACGAGAAGUACAAGUUUACGUGGCAUGACAGCGAAAAGUUGUCUCAUGUUGUUGAGAGUGCGCAGUCACAGAUAGUAUCUCUUCGAAGUCAAGAUUCUACGGUGCGUGACGAGCAUGACAAAUCUACUUGGGCGUCGAUUUAUUUUCCGCGUCUUCGCAGAUUUACACUUACACUACAGAUUUUUUCUCUUGCAUACACUCCACGAAAAACAGUCUGACGGAGAAGCAGUCGGAGUUAUCGGUAGCCAAAGCGGAUUUAUCCAAAGCGCGCGAGGACAAGGCGCGGGAAACCAGGCAGCUGCAGUCGGACCUGGAUUCCAAGAAGGAGAGGAUACGGAUCCUGGAAGCCGAAGUGAAAGAGCUGAAAACGUCGCUGGAAAACGCGGAGUCCGAGUUAAAUCGCGCAAAGAAGGGCCUGCACGCGCUGGAGGAGUAUACCGAGCGCGCGGAGCGAGCCGAGCGCGCGCUGAAGCCACUCGAGCAGCGGAACGUGCAGCUAGAACACAUGUUUGCGGAGGAACAGGCAAUAGUAUCCGAGUGCACAAUGAGGACAAGAGCCCCCUCCUGUUUACUCGCAUUUUUGCAUCCGGCCUACAGCAAUAGAAGCAAAAGCAACGAAUUGCACUGCAGUUCUUUGCGCAUGACAAGUGAAUGACACUUGGAGUGCAGUGCUGUUUGACAUAGAGAUCAACAUCACCCCGACACUUGUCAUGCACAAUAGUGAAACACCGAGCACUAUUCGUUUUUUGCAUAAAUGCGUACAAGUGAAACGCGGGAGGGCGGGGAGGUGCUGUGCACUGUGAUAAAUCCGACGGAAGUACCACAACCAAAUCCAGGAGCUGAAGGGCGCGAUUCGGGUGUACGCGCGGGUUCGGCCGCUGAUCGCCAAAGAGAAAAACGACAACGAAGAGCAGUGGCUGAGUAAGCUGGACGAGUUCUCCGUGAAUUUGAAGCGCGCGGAAAGGCGGGAAAACAAGGAAUACACUUUCGACGGGAUCUUUGACCACAACAACACACAGGAGCAGGUGUUCCGAGAUUGCAUAUCCCAGGAGGAGAAAAAAAAUGUCUUCAUCCACUUAAGCCCUUGCAUUACCAUACUAGGUAAGGGACCACUCAGUGCCGAGCAACACAAAUUCGCGAAGCUGGAUGAGGACUUAGACAAAUAAACCUCGGAUGCUUAUUCAACUAGCAAGAGAACAAACCUGCAUGUGGUGGAACAGGUGUCUACUUUAUUCUUCGAUUUUAUUUUAGCAUAUCAGAAAAACUGCAUUCCAAGGGGCUUCCGCAUUCCAAGUUGAGACUGGGCCAGUUUUUUCUCCCGAUAUCGCAAGGAUCUGAUCCAAUCCGCGGUAGACGGCUACAACAUCACCAUUUUUGCGUACGGGCAAACGAUACCAAAUGCAAAUGUGUCUGGGUCGUCUGGAAAGUUGUCAUGCUGGUACCAUGUGGAAGGAUGAUGAGAAGCAGCGGGCAAUGCACGGCCGCGCGAGACGAAUUUUGAUUUAGUAGCUGUAUGUCGCCUACUACUCCGCAUGAGAAGUAGUCGCGGCAUUGCGUCGUGACAAAGAAGCCACACCGCGCUUACGCUACGUGCGUCACAUGUCAACGUGGGAGUCACAGAUUUGUUGGCCGCGCAUUACAAAAAAAACUUCCUGACCCAGACCGAUGUUUGCAAUGCAUAGACGGGCGCAGGCAAAACCCACACGAUGUACGGCGGCGAGGGCGAACAGGCGGGGCUAGUGCCACGAACGAUUAAAGAAAUUUUCACUAUCAAAACGAAAAAUAGCAACCGCUACGAGAUCAAGGUAUAAAAUGUGUUGAACUACGUGGUCCAGCAGUCUAGGAAAGCUAGUAGUUGCUUGGGUAUCGUUCUGGCACUUGGAAAAAAAUCGUCCGAUGACAAUCAAUAGAGAACCAUUUGCACAGCUGUAUCACCUUCAUGUUGUUCAGAGUAGUGCACAGCGAAUCGCUGCUACAGGUGAAAGUGUACAUGGUGGAGGUGUACCGCGACGAACUUGCCGACUUGCUGCUGCACGGCAAGAAGAAAUCACCCGGACAGCUAGAGAUCAAGCGGGACUCGCGCGGUAUCCCUCGCAAAAGUAUCGCACUUCUCGUGUAAAUUCCAUUUACAAAAAAGCUUAGUAUGACAGAUACAGAUGCUGGAAUUUGUAAAUGCGGUUUUAGAAGUUUAGGAAGGCGGUUUGUCGGGCAUGUCUGCAAUUACUACGAGCGCAAUUGUACUUUUGCAACUCAUACGCGGGACCAUCUACAUCGAGAACGUCUCGGAGAUGGAGGUGCAAUCGGCAGAGGAACUCCAGUAUGAACUGCAAAUAUGUCUAGGCACCCACCUGGACAUUUGUGAUGCGAACGUCCUAUGUUUCUGGUGCUUUCAAGUGCAGCCAAGCAUGACAAGUUCAUUUGCUGCUGUCUCAUGCGUCACAGAGGUGACAUUCUGCGUUUUUGCAUCGCGAAGAAAGUUGCGCUUUCUUUGCCGGAAAGAAAAUACAGAUUUUUUAUCAGCUGUGCGGGACAGGCAACACAAGUUCCGCUUUUCCAGAGUCAAACAUGUUUGCAGUGCAUAUCCAGAUGUGGCUCGAUCGCGGCAUGGAGAAGCGGCACACGGCGGCGACCAAAAUGAACACCGACUCGUCCCGUUCACAUUUGAUCACCACCAUUCUGCUGGAAGUCUACAACAGAUCCAAGAAAACCACGGCCCUGGGAAAGAUCUCGCUCGUCGACCUGGCGGGGAGCGAACGGCUGAAAAAGUCCGAAGCGACCGGCGAGCAGGCCAAGGAGGCGAUGGCGAUCAACAAAUCGCUAACCGCCUUGGGGGAUGUCAUCUAUCAAAAGGAAAAAUCCCCCCUCCACAUAUCACAACGACGAUUCUGAUGCUGGAUUUGCGUACACAAAUCCGACUUGUCUUGCUGGCGAGAACUGCAGGCCCAUAUCAAGCCUGAGAAGACAGGUUUUGGCCUAGGCGCUUAGCAUGGCAGACGUUUAUGCUGUAGGAGCAUGAGCAUGACAAACCGCCUGUAGAAUGCGGCGGAGCCUGUGCAGUUGCCUUGAUGCAACACAGAGACGAUUUGUGGUCACAAAUCAGCAACGCAAAUUUUCGAAAACGUACCUUGUCAAUAUGGGGAGGGGGGAUUUUUCCUUUUGAUAUCAUCGAGGCGCUCACGAGCAAAGCGAAACACGUACUGUCAUUGCUUUCAUCUCUACUUUCGUCACGAAGCACAGGAAAAGAUAAAGAUGUAGCUUGAUUAGCAUGAUUGAAGCCUCCGUCUGUCAUGCGAAGAUAAUAGGAACCAAGAUCCAUCUUCUGGUGGUAAAAUGUACCAAAAUAGUGCAUUUCCAAGCACUAAAAAUAAUAUCCGCAGAUUCCGUACCGCAACCACAAGCUGACGGAGCUGAUGUCGGACUCGCUCGGGGGGAACGCGAAGACGCUGAUGUUCGCCAACUGCUCCCCGGCGGCCAGUAACGCCGAGGAAUCCAUGGGCACCAUGAACUACGCGAGUCGCGCGAAGUUGAUCACAAACAACGUGUCGAAGCAGCAAGAAAGCAAGGAACUCUCACGGCUGAAGCAAGUGAUCGCCACCAUGAGCAAGGAAAUGUCCAUGAACAACCAAAAUUUGCAGGGCGCAACCAUCGACCAAGCGGGCUUGCAGGCGGCGCUGCUGGGAACAUGAGGUUGAAAUAAACGCGAAUGUUGAGCCAAGUGCUUUUACGAUAACACCAAAUCUAACGAAUAACUUCAAAAUUGAUAGUAAGUACAACUAUACGAUGAAUGUCAAAUCUUUACAAUCUUAAUCUUAUCCAAAAGCACAAGAGUGAAUUGCUGAAGCUAAUGAACAUCGGCGCGUCCCCUUUGGCGUAGCCCUGUCUAGAAUUUUGCUGCAAGAAGAUUGUUACCCUGCUACGCUGGAAAUAAUAUCGAGCCGUACUAGAGGUACCCCCUUUAGUUCUGCUGCAAUAUCGACGAGGAGAGUAAUGAAUCAGAAUCUGUUGUACAAGCGGUCGUCUUUUUGCCACGAAGAAAAGUACUAUAUGCCUUCGGCACACUAAGAACUCCAACUCACCCCCACCUUGGAUGAAAUCAUGUACCUAUCGAACCUCGAACUUGGGAGAGAAGAUAGCACGGAAAAAGGCAUGAUCUGUUUGCAUCCCUGAAAGAACAACGCCACCGACAGAACAAUCAUCAUCUUGGAGAAUUUAACGGACUUCUACACGGCCUGCCACGACCGGUUGAAGAUACACAGAUAAAGAAAUGAAACACGAGCCCCCCAUCUCCCCAUGUACAAACACGCUACGUUGCGCCUCUUGUAUCUAUCACUUUGCAAAAUGAAUCAGAAUGAAGCCAUGUGAAUAAACGUGAAGAACGACGACUGCUGGUCACUGCAGGAAACAAUAC
Molecule: messenger RNA, 12120 nt
Organism: Amoebophrya sp. A120
Lineage: Eukaryota; Dinophyceae; Syndiniales; Amoebophryaceae
Source: the annotation of a GenBank genome assembly